Molecule: messenger RNA, 4185 nt
Organism: Colletotrichum higginsianum IMI 349063
Lineage: Eukaryota; Fungi; Ascomycota; Sordariomycetes; Glomerellales; Glomerellaceae
Product: Dual specificity protein kinase pom1
Exons: 3
Coding region: 1-4185 (1394 amino acids)
Biological process (GO): peptidyl-threonine phosphorylation; peptidyl-serine phosphorylation
Molecular function (GO): protein serine/threonine kinase activity; ATP binding
Source: RefSeq, a predicted model, not a curated record
AUGAUAAGGGAGCAUAGAAUACCUGCUGGCCCGCGACCGGCGAACCAGUCCCCGACCAGACUUAAUAGGGGAAUCCCAGACUCGAGAACCGACUCUCCCUCAAAGGGCUCUCUCGCCAGCGCUCCAAUGCUCAGUGCUUCUUCGGCCAACAACCCUUCUCUCUUUUCUUUCGGUCGGAAUGGCGCUACGAAUGAAGUAGGAGACUCGGCAACUUCUUACGAUUUUCUGCCUUCGGUCAGUUUCGACGACCUCCAGAGCAGUCUCGAGUCCGCCUCCAACGAUUUCAAAUUGACCCAGUUUCCGAUACCCACCGGGCAAGGCACCACUCUGGACGUUGGGAGCACGACCGACAAGAUGGCGGGGGCUUCAAACGCCGCCCAGAAUGGCUCAUCCGCGCGCGGCAGCAUCCCUCCUCCUGUCACGCGGACGGGGAGAUCUGGUUCCAUUCUGGGGCGGCCCGGCACCUCCAGCAGGCAACCGAGCAUUUCGUCCACUGCUUCUGGGCCUUCGUCUGUUGCAGAUGCAUCCACGGGCCCCUCGUCUGCGAGACCUCGGAGACAGAGCCAUUAUCCCCCAGUAUCUAAUACCAACAUUGCAAAACCCCCCAGGAAGUCUAUUGGUUCCGGUGUCGUUGAGACGGACUUUGGCAGUCGUACCGCGCAGCGGAGAAGACCAAGUCUGAUGGCUAACACUGGCGGUGCAACCGAUUUGACUCGGGCCUCGAUUGAUGCCGGUGCUGGCGUUGGGUUCGAGACCCCACGGAACCUCGCCAACAGCAGAGCCACCAAAGCUAAAUCGAUGCAUCAACCGCUCCCCCGGGCCAACACCGCCAAUCUGUCGACGCCAGACAGCACUCGCCUCUCGACCAUUUCCCCACGAUCCCCUCGAGGUGGUAGCAAAGGAAACAACAGCGGUUCGACGCAGUCAAGAAGGCAGUCCGUCAUGCCCGGAAUGCCGCACGCAUCGCACGCAAGCGGACUGGGUGCCAGGACUAUCAGUCCUACAGACACGCGGAGAAUGAAGCGCAUGUCCAUGCACCAACCUCCAAGUCUCAACCAGGCGGCCAACGCGCCGCCUCCUCCGCCGCUCGAGCAUCGAGAGCAUCGAGAGCACUCCAGAUCGCCGUCCAUGAUACCGCGAAAGGCGUCUGCCACACCGUCUUCGUCCCGAACGACCCCCGACAUCAACAGAAAAUCUUACAGCUCUGGCCUCUCCAUCACCUCGACCAACAGUUUCAAUACCGUUCGAACCUCGACAGGCUCCAUUCAACCCCGAGUCCCUGCCGCGGGAGGUGCGUCGCGGCUACCGGCACCAAAGUCAUCAACUACGCAUAAUCAUAACUCCCAUUCCGCCGAAGACGAAGAGGAGGUUCCGCCUGUGCCUGCUAUUCCGAAAGCGUACGAGUCACCACAGCAUUCGGCCACAGAGGCGUCGUUUUUGGACAAGCGGAAAGCCAAUCUCGCAGCCGACGCUAGCAGCAUCAAUAGUAACUCGACUGGCAGCUUCUCCAUCCCUUCGCUCCCCGAACCUGCUGUCACGGUGUCACGAAAGGCUAGUACCCGAAAGUCGACGAAUGCGGCCGCCCUGGACGCCGAAAAGAAGGGGAAUGUAUCAUCUCAAUCGAGAAGGAAUCCCCAGCCCGUGCGAUUGCCUCCAAUUACUGUUGGCCCGCUGAACCCUUCCACAAGCGCGAAAAUCGCAGCGCUGGGUCAAAAUGGUCCCGACAGAAACCUGAGCCCACCUCCAUCGCGCAUCAUCGCAAAGACGCCGACUACUCCCAUGACCGCGUCGAAGAGCUCUUUCUUCUCAAGAAACCGAACCGACGAAAAAUCCGACGUGCCAAACCUGCGAAGCAAUAGUACUGUGUACCAUACUCGGCUCGAUAGUGCAUCUGGCGCCGAAGGUACCAGCUCCUCCGAGUCGUUCGCGGCAGUGCCAGUACCGGUUCCGUUCAAGCCGACCAGAAAGCCUAGCGUGUCUCCGUUCCUAUCCUCCUCCGUGCCCAAGCCAGGUGCGGACCCCGCUUUCUUGAAGAGGUCGCAGACGGGCGACCUGGGAAGCACCACAGAACCCCUCGAAGUGAAGCCUCAUCUGAAGCCUUCUGGUCCCCGUGCCCAACGGGCUGUCAAGGGAAAGUCUCCCACGCCACCGGUCUCCGACCCGGAAGAGCCGCCCACUCCGUCCUCAAUGAGCUCUCUGCGUAGGAAGCUGAGCUUGUCUUGGAAGCGAAACACAUCCAAGAGCGAUUCCAAGGCCAACACUUCGGAAAAGGUAGUGGAACGCAGCAUUAGCAAAGAACAAAUGCCACCGCCUCGGUUGCCCAUUUCUGCGACAGUUGGCAAUCUGAGCUCGGCCAAGAAUAGCCCGAGCCCGUCGGUGAAGGCUAACAACUCGUAUCUCGAAUCACGGAGGAGGAAGAGCUCGGCCGCGAGCCUCGGCCAUGACAGAACCAAGAGUGAGAAUUGGACCUCAGCCUCCGUCCCAAAGACCCCUAGCGACUCCCACCCUCACAACCCGUCCGUCAUGCAAAAGAUUUUACGUCCGAAGGCUUCGACGACUACUAUGCGCCAACAUGAUCCGUGGACGGCCGAGCUCGACAAGGACGAUUUGGUUGCUGAGGACGAAAUGAAGAAGAUGGGCUCGAGACGCAAGGAGACGGAGAUCGCGGCUAGGACGCUCGACGCCCUAAGGAAGCGCGCGACGCCAAAGGAACGGGUUGGGGCUCAGGAAGCAAUUCGGAUCGCCAUGCUCAACAUUUACGAGCGCGGUGAGAUUGUCGACUACAACGACAUCUACUUUUGCGGGACACAAAACGCCCGCAAGGUGGUUGGUGACCUUCAGUCUGAUGCCCCCAAUUUUGGCUACGACGAUGAACGCGGAGACUACACGAUAGUUCCCGGGGACCAUCUAGCGUACCGUUACGAAAUCAUUGACAUUCUCGGAAAGGGAAGUUUCGGUCAGGUUGUCCGGUGCAUUGACCACAAGACAGGUGUGCUAGUGGCUGUCAAGAUCAUUCGCAACAAGAAGAGGUUUCAUCAGCAAGCUCUUGUCGAAGUCAACAUCCUGCAAAAGCUUCGCGAAUGGGACCCCAAAAACCGACAUAGCAUGGUCAACUUCACCCACAGCUUUUACUUCCGAGGGCACCUGUGCAUUUCGACCGAGCUCCUGGACAUGAACCUUUACGAAUUCAUCAAAGCAAACGCCUUCCGCGGGUUUUCUUUGAAGCUCAUUCGCCGUUUCACCAAGCAGAUGCUGAGCUCACUGAACCUGUUGAAGCAACACAAGGUCAUCCACUGCGAUCUCAAGCCCGAGAACAUCCUGCUUCGGCACCCGCUGCAUUCGGAGAUCAAGGUUAUUGACUUCGGCUCAAGCUGUUUCGAGAACGAGAAGGUGUACACCUACAUCCAGUCACGAUUCUACCGAUCGCCCGAAGUUAUCCUCGGCAUGACGUACGGUAUGCCCAUUGACAUGUGGAGUCUGGGAUGUAUUCUUGCCGAGCUCUACACGGGAGUGCCCAUUUUCCCUGGAGAGAACGAGCAAGAGCAACUGGCUUGCAUUAUGGAGGUGUUUGGACCCCCGGAGAAGCAUCUUAUCGAGAAGAGCACCCGCAAGAAGCUAUUCUUCGACUCGAUGGGCAAGCCGCGCCUGACGGUAUCCUCCAAGGGUCGCAGGCGCCGUCCGUCCUCCAAGACACUGCAGCAAGCCCUUAAGUGCGACGAUGAGGCAUUCCUUGAUUUCCUCGGAAAGUGUUUGCGCUGGGACCCUGACAGGCGCCUGAAGCCUGAGGAGGCCAUCCACCACGAAUUUGUCAGUGGCAAGAAGGUGACUGCUCCUUUGCCACGAGUCUCGACCACUCGUGACGCGUCGCCGGUCAAACGUCACACCGUCGCUGCACCGCGACCUCUUCCCGAACCUCCGGCCGCCGGUAUCAAGAACGGCAUUCGAUCGAGAGACGUCAGUGGUGCAAGCCCUCACAAGCCCGUUUCGGGGGCAUCAUCUCGCAGACCCUCUGUGGCUACCAGUGGGACAGUCCAUGUAGCCACAGCCAAACGGACCAGCACCGGCCAAGGCGGUGUCACAGCGGGUACCAGCAGUCUCCCCCGCGCUGCAAUUAGGACGGUCAGCGCCAAACAAGACUUGGCUUCUGCCGGAGCCACCGCGGCCAUGAGCCGAAGAGGACUGUGA